Messenger RNA from Aspergillus sclerotioniger CBS 115572, 612 nucleotides. RefSeq lists its product as uncharacterized. The record is from RefSeq and is a predicted model, not a curated record. Bases 72 to 452 code for a protein of 126 amino acids. Lineage: Eukaryota; Fungi; Ascomycota; Eurotiomycetes; Eurotiales; Aspergillaceae. The transcript has a single exon.
GAACAGUUGCAGUGUAACAUGAGCUUAUCUGAUCGAUCGUCAGAGGCAGCACGGGACGGUUCUAUCACGUGAUGCGCGGCCGCCGCAUCGAAGCUGCGAGGGUCCGGAGAAGCAAGCCGAAGUCAACAUCUCAGGCCAGCUGCUUUUUCCUCCACCAUCAACCUUCCCUUUCUCCUAGCGCUUCUCCACGCGGUAUUACGUCGAUCGUCAAACACCCCACGAACACCCGGGUUUAUACAGCACUACCCUCCUGUUUGAGGAUCGAACGCAGCGACAAAGUAUUUGCUGCAGGUCACACUACUAUCCUAACUUGGUGCUCAAUUGGAUUCAGCCUUAUACGAAACCAGUACUCUUCAGAUAUUCUCCACGGUCCAAGCUAUAAUAGACGAAGUUUAUCGUUUCUAGUCUUCUCCGCAUACCGACCUCAAGUGCUGUCCUCAUACAAAAUCUAAUUCUUAAUCCCCUCCUUCUCAUCAUGUCUCUGCACUCGUAUAUCAACAGUAAGUCUGAGUCCCAAAGGAUUGUAUUGACGCAUAAUGGCUUUUGUCUCUUUUUUCCUACCCAUACAGAUGAGGCUGACAAUCGCUUUUUGUACAGAGAAAGUAUGCAUUC